Messenger RNA from Pseudogymnoascus verrucosus, 603 nucleotides. RefSeq lists its product as uncharacterized. NCBI's taxonomy places the organism in Eukaryota, Fungi, Ascomycota, Leotiomycetes, Thelebolales, Thelebolaceae. Bases 1 to 603 code for a protein of 200 amino acids. The record is from RefSeq and is a predicted model, not a curated record. The transcript is spliced from 3 exons.
AUGGCAGCACCACCAACCAAGACCCUUGACGACCUGGAUGGCAUAUGGACUUUGAACAAGCGGUUAUCCGAUCCCUUUGACGAGGUUCUCGCCCUACAAGGCAUUGGCUGGAUCCUCCGAAAGGCCAUAGGAAUGGCAUCUGUAACCGAACAAAUCAGCCAAAGUAGUGAUGAGCAUGGUGUCGAGCAUAUUACCAUCAAUCAGACCAUUACAGGCGGCAUCAAGACAACUCCGGAGCAUCGAGUUCACAACGACACCUGGGGAGAGGAGUACAGCGACCCCAUUUUUGGCCAGUCGAGAAGCCGCCACCGGCGUGUCAGAAUUUCUUCACUCAGGGAAGACGACCCGGUAGAAGGUUCACUGAAAAGGGGUUGGACGCAGGAUGUCAUUGAAGGAGAUGAGCUCAUUGACGGCAUUGUCGAAUCUCUUAAUCAUGACUGGGUUGCGAGAUUAGCCUGCGGCUUUGAGGAGAUCAAGGGUGAACGAAGAUUCGCUGCCCCAUGGGUUACCAACCCCGGACCACAGAUCACGGGUGGGUCUGAAGCCUUCAGCCCACGGUCCUCCAUCGGUUUCUUGGCAAACGGCAGGUCAAUACCUAAAUAG